CAAACGCGCUUCUCUUUUAAUCUCCAACCAUUUUCAAAAAAUUAGGGUUUUGCCUAAUCUCAGACAAACUCCAGCAGUCCAGCUACAGCUCCUUAAAAAAAAAAAAAUCUCAGCUUUAGGGUUCGCGACUUCAAAUUUCAAAGGGGACCGACCAAUCGAUGUCUCUGACGCCAAACCCUAGUCGAAAGCUAGGGUUUUCCUUAGCUCCUUCGCCUUCUCCAUUCUGGACUGUGAGAUCGGAGAAGAGGUCGGCGGAUUUGAGAUGGGCUGAUGGAGGAAGCUCCGCCAAUGGCCGCCAUGAAAAGGAUCGAGAGGCCAGCGUUCAGGUUAUACUGAGAUGCAGGCCAUUGAGUGAUGAAGAAAAUAGAGUUAAUGUUCAGAAGGUGCUAUCAUGCAAUGAACAAAGGAAGGAGGUUGUUGUUCUGCUAAAUAAACAAGCAGAGAAGACAUUUACCUUCGACAAGGUAUUUGGUCCUAAAGCACUACAACGUUCAAUAUAUGACCAUGCAGUAUCACCUAUUGUCAAAGAUGUACUAGAAGGUUUCAAUUGCACAGUAUUUGCUUAUGGACAGACAGGCACAGGGAAAACAUACACUAUGGAAGGUGGAAUGAAUUCAAAGGGUGGAGAAUUAUCUGUUGAGGCUGGUGUAAUUCCAAGAGCCAUCCACCAUAUUUUUGAUACACUAGAAGCAAGAAAGGCUGACUACAGUGUGAAAGUGACUUUCUUGGAGCUGUACAAUGAAGAAAUAAUCGAUCUGUUUGCUUUGGAAGACCACAAUAGAUAUGUGGAAGAUAAAAUGAAGAAACCAAUUUCUUUAAUGGAAGAUGGAAAAGGUGGUGCGGUUAUAAGAGGUUUAGUGGAGGAGGUUGUCUAUAGUGCAAAUGAAAUUUAUAAUCUAUUACAACGGGGUUCGGCUAAGAGGCGGACUGCAGAUACUAUUCUAAACAAGCAGAGUAGCCGUUCACAUUCAGUCUUUUCUAUUACCAUCAAUGUGAAAGAAGCAAUUAUAGGAAAUGACGAGCUCAUAAAAUGUGGUAGGCUAAACCUUGUUGACCUGGCAGGCUCAGAGAAUAUAUCUCGAUCAGGAGCAAGAGAGAGUCAAGUCAGGGAAGCAGGAGAAGUGAACAAGAGUUUACUUACCCUUGGUCGUGUUGUAACAGCAUUGGUGGAGCAUUCUGGUCAUAUACCUUACAGGGACAGUAAGCUGACAAGACUAUUGCGAGAAUCAUUGGGAGGAAAAGCAAAAACUUGCAUCAUAGCUACAGUAUCUCCAUCUAGGCAUUGUGUAGAAGAAACUUUGAGCACACUUGAGUUUGCGUGUCGUGCUAAGAGCAUAAAGAACAAGCCAGAGGUGAAUCAAAAGUUAUCCAAGUCUGUGCUCCUCAAGGAUUUGUACCUGCAGAUAGAAAAAAUAAAACAAGAUGUAAGAGCUGCAAGAGAAAAGAAUGGAGUUUAUAUUCCCUAUGAGAGAUUUGCUCAGGAUGAGACAGAAAAGAAGGCAAUGAGUGACAGAUUAAGCGAGUUGGAGCUAGAUCUUGAUCUACAAAUAAAGGAAGCCAGUAAAUAUAAAGAACUCUACCAUGCUGAACAAGAACGUAAUUUGGACGUGGAGAGUGAACUUAAAGACUGCAAGACAAGUCUAGAAAACAGUAAGAAGGCCUUUCUGGAUCUUCAAGAAGUUCAAGCGAAAACUGCUGUGGUAUUGAAAGAAAAGGAGUUCAUCAUUUCAAAUUUACUCCAUUCAGAGAAUGCAAUUUUUGAACAGGUGAAGGAGAUUCACAGCAGUUUGGAGAAUGCGUCAGAAGAUGUGUCCUUGCUUUUAACUAAGAUAGAACGGCAAGCAAAUACUGAAACAGGAAACAAAGGGCUGAUUAUGUCUUUUGGUUCUCAGCUUGAUCAGAGUCUAAAAUCCUUACACAAAACUGUGAUUGGAUCUGUUUGUGAACAGCACCAAAUAUUGAGAUCCAUGGGGGAGCACGUCAGCUCAUUCAUAGCAAAGAAAUGUGAGGUAACUCGAUGCUUGGAAUCAAGGAUUGAGAAAACACAAGAUAUUUAUACUUCAGGAGGAAAAGCCAUUUCAGACUUGGAACAGAUGAACUGUGCAGUAUAUUCUCAGACAAUAGCAGUUGAGAAUUUUCUAGCCACUGCAAUCUCGGAAGCUAAGCAGGUAUUGGAUGAUCUUCAGAGAUCUCUUGCAGAUCAGAAGGAACUACUAGCUUUCUCAGCUCAGCGACAAGAAGAAGGACUGCAGAGGAGCCUCGUCUCAACACAAGCUAUCUCAAAGAUAACACUGGAUUUCUUUAAUGAUCUGCAGAGUCAAGCUUCUAAACUUAUUGCAGUUGCUGAGGAAAAUCAAAUGCAAAAAUCAUGCCAGUUAGAUUAUUUUGAGAAUAAAUUCAAGGAACUAUCUGCCAAAGAAGAAAAAGUAGCCCUUGAGAAAAUUGCUGCAAUAUUAACAAACUUGACGGCCACAAAAUCUAGUCUGGUCGAGGAGGCUGUGAGAAGUAUGACUAACAUGAGCCUUCAUGAAAAGAAGAUGUUACACGAAGAGAUGUCUAAUAUACAUAUCAUUUCGGACAAAGCUAAAAUUGAGUGGAACACACAUAUAAAAAGAUUAGGAAGGCAAUUUCAGGAAGAUGCAUCUUCAGCUACUGAGGCAAGGGUGACAAUGGAAAAUAUCCUCCACACUUGUUCAGAGAAAGUAUAUCAGUCUGCCGAACAUUUGGAGAACGCUGAGUUAUCUAUAGAUCAGUUGAAUAAGGAUUAUGCCGCCGAAAUUGAGUCUUCCGUAGAAACAAGACAUCAGAAGAGCAUCAAUUUGGUAGGAGAACUUAUGUCCACUUUGACUGAUAUGAAGUUUCAGACAGCAACACAUGAUAUGCUGAGAAUUGCAAAGGAUGCACUUUCAGUGGAUCAUGAAGCUACAAGAGAAAUAGGGUCCAUAUCGGCCAUGUGCUCGGGCCAUUUACAAACACUGCAGAGUGACCACACUGAAAACGUAAAGGACAUCAGAAGUUUGGCAGAAAGAUGCCUUGUAAAAGAGUAUCUGGUUGAUCAUCCAACUACAAGAACACCCGUGAAGCAAAUUGAUAUCCCAAGUUUGGCAUCCAUUGAAGCAUUGAGGACGCAUUCAAUUGAUGAACUGGUUAAAGAAAUGAGAUCAGAGAACAGAAUAAGACGGGGUGAACUAGAAGGAAAACAACCAUUUUCUGUACCAUCACAAUUGCCAAGAAAUCCUCUCACGCCCAUCAAUUUUGGAUAAAAUGGAUAGUUUAAGACUUCAUUUCAUGUAGCUCAGAAUAAAAGUUGGUGAGAUGUCAAAGUUAAUGAUCAUUAUGUGCAAUGUCUGCCAGAGGAUUUAGGUUGUAUUGUUACUUUGUAAAACCAAGUCACCAACUUGGUGCAAUAGUGUGGUUAUUCGGUGAUUUUAGCAGAAGAAAGUUACUUGGAAUUUUUGGCAGAUGUACUCAACACUUUCACAAGCUAAAUUAUUGAUCGAAUUUUAGAAUA
Molecule: messenger RNA, 3511 nt
Organism: Asparagus officinalis (garden asparagus)
Lineage: Eukaryota; Viridiplantae; Streptophyta; Magnoliopsida; Asparagales; Asparagaceae
Product: kinesin-like protein KIN-5B
Biological process (GO): microtubule-based movement
Molecular function (GO): microtubule binding; plus-end-directed microtubule motor activity; ATP binding
Source: RefSeq, a predicted model, not a curated record